Messenger RNA from Lucilia cuprina (Australian sheep blowfly), 5772 nucleotides. It is a transcript of the gene Arms, whose product is annotated as kinase D-interacting substrate of 220 kDa. The coding region runs from base 772 to 5283 and encodes 1503 amino acids. The record is from RefSeq and is a predicted model, not a curated record. Gene Ontology annotation, molecular function: protein binding. The transcript has 11 exons. NCBI's taxonomy places the organism in Eukaryota, Metazoa, Arthropoda, Insecta, Diptera, Calliphoridae.
AAUGAUGAUGAUACCAAUAAUCGAAAACAACAAAAACAACAGCAUCCGAAACAAAAUCCGUUGACACCAUUAUUUCCAAUACCAACAACAGCAGGCAAUACGAACAACAACAACAAAAAUCAAAAUGAUUUGCCUAAAGUUGAUGAUACUGCUGCCAGUGAUACAAAAUCCGAACAAAAUAUUCAUAAUUCAAAUCAAACCCACAAUACUCGUUACUUUUCACCCACAAUAAGUGCAUUGGUACGAGGGUUACAUGAUACUGGUGUCCGGGAUGUACAUACGUUACAGUUGCCUUUAUUCGAGACAGAUGAUGAAGAAGAGGAUGAGGGUAAUGAAAAAGGAAGUCAAAAGGAGAAACUAAAUAAUGAUACAGAAGAGCAGUUACAAAAAGAAGAUACACUGAAAACAAAAUCACAUUUAGUUACAAAUUUUCUGCAUCAUACAAUUUCACCUAAUACUCUUACCAAUAGUUCACCUAAGAAAACAAAAUCAACGUCGGAAUUAUCACCUACACAAGACCACGAACACCAGCCGCCGUCUCAUCAUCAGCAUCAUCAUCUGUUUCAUCUACAUCCGUCCCUGCCACGUUUUGUGGUAGAUCUUGCUGGUGAUCCUGCUGAUAAUAAUAAUGGUGAUACCGAACAUAAAUUACUCGAAUCACAUGCUCCGCCUAGUCCGGGUGGAGCACGUCGUUUGAGUCAAUUUAAUUUUAAUUUGAGACGUUUCUCUCACACUCACCAUACGACGAACCUCAAUCGUUUUGGAGACUCUAUGGGUUCGUUGGGACAUCGUGCACUUCUACAAUAUGUGGAUACAAACGAUUUAUCCGGUCUCCGUGCUAUCUUAGAUAGUCGUCAUUUAUCUGUUGAUGAUCGUGAUGAAAAUGGCACCACCGUACUCAUGGUUGUGGCAGCUCGUGGUCUAACACCUUUUGUGCGUGAAUUUCUGGCACGUGGCGCUGAUAUUCAUGCUGAGGACAAUGAUAAUUGGACAGCUUUAUUGUGUGCCUCGAAAACAGGUCAUUUCGAUAUAGUUCAAAUGUUAUUGGAUCAUGGUGCUGAUAUUGAACAUCGUGAUAUGGGUGGUUGGACUGCCUUAAUGUGGGCUGCUUAUCGUGGUCACACGGAAUUGGUGCGUUUCUUGUUGGACAAAGGAGCCGAUGUUAAUGUCCAUGGCAAUUAUCAUUUGGGCCCUUUACUGUGGGCCGCCGGUCGUGGUUUUAAGGAUAUUGUAGAAAUGUUAGUUAAUCGCGGGGCUAAAGUUAAUGUGGGUGAUAAAUAUGGUACGACUGCCUUAGUGUGGGCUUGUCGCAAGGGUAAUGUGGAGAUUGUGGAUACUCUGUUGAAGGCUGGCGCCAAUGUAGAUACAGCUGGCAUGUAUUCUUGGACGCCUUUGUUGGUGGCCGUUACUGGUGGACACACCGAGUGUGUUAUAUCUCUGCUGGAAAAGAAACCCAAUGUCAAUGCUCUGGACAAAGAUGGCAUGACUGCUUUGUCUAUAGCUUCACGCGAAGGUUAUCAGGAAAUUGCUGCCGCCUUAAUAGCAGCUGGUGCUUAUAUCAAUAUACAAGAUCGUGCAGGCGAUACUCCCCUUAUACAUGCAGUCAAAGGUGGACAUCGUAGUGUUGUGGAGGCUUUGCUGAAAAAACAUGCCGAUGUUGAUAUUCAGGGCAAAGAUCGCAAAACGGCAAUUUAUACGGCCGUAGAAAAGGGUCACAAUCAAAUAGUGAAAAUAUUGUUACAAACUAAUCCUGAUCUCGAAGCGGCUACCAAAGAUGGCGAUACCGCCUUACUAAAAGCCGUACGUAAUCGCAAUUUGGAUAUAGUACAAAUGUUAUUAGAUCGUAAAGCUAAGGUUGGUGCUAGUGAUAAGAAAGGUGAUACUUGUCUACACAUUGCCAUGCGUGCUAGAUCGAAGGCAAUCGUGGAGGCCCUAUUAAGAAAUCCGAAAAACAGUCAAUUGUUAUAUAGACCCAAUAAGUCGGGCGAGACGCCUUAUGUUAUAGAUACCUCCCAUCAAAAGACAAUUUUGGGCCAAGUAUUUGGUUCGAGACGUUUAAAUACCAAUGAGGACUCUGAAGGUAUGCUGGGCUAUGAAUUGUAUUCUUCCGCCUUGGCCGAUGUCUUGAGUGAUCCCACUUUAACCACUCCCAUAACUGUGGGCUUAUAUGCCAAAUGGGGUAGUGGCAAAUCUUUCCUGCUUAACAAACUUAAAGAUGAAAUGACUAAUUUUGCAAGACAAUGGGCUGAGCCGCCUUUAAAAACGGGUGGCCUAUUGUUUUUGGUGUGUUUUCAUUUAGCUUUAAUACUGGGCACCAUGGUAGGUUUGGCUACUUGGUCAGCUCUAUGGGGUGGUGUGGCCGGUGUUAGUUUCUUAGUGUUUGCCUAUCUGCUCUUAGCCAUAAUACGUUAUUGCAAUUACCAAAUGGACAUGUACUGGGCAUAUUCCAUAGAUCAUGGAAUACUCAAGCGCAUUGGACGUCUAAGACUGAUACUACAAGUAGCCUUUUGUCAUCCGCCCGGUGCUCAGGCGGACACACAAGCCAAACCAGUGCGUUUUCAUUUUGCUGAAGCCAGUAGUGCUUCGCCAACGGGAGAAGGUGCUGUUGCCCAUAUGUUAGCCUCGCUAUUUGAAGCCAUUGAAGGUCACUAUGGCUGGUUGUCCACUAGACUUUAUAGAGCCUUUCGUCCUAAACCCUUAAAAGUUACCGCUGGUUGGCGCUGGCGUCGCAUGUGUUGUGUUCCUAUAGUGGUUAUCUUUGAGGUUGGUUUGCUAGCUUUAAUUGCUGGUCUAUCUUUGGUGGUGGCCUAUUUUGCUCAUGGCACUAAUGUCGAACGUGAUAAUGUCUUGGUGCCGAUUUAUGUUAUCAGUGCAGUGUUUAUUUGCAUUAUCUGUACAAAUCUUCAUGUGCUAGCGAAAGCCGUUGGUUCGCUGUUUGUGUCGCAGGGUCGCCAUCUAAAGCGUACGGUGCGUUCUAAUGAGGGUGCUCCACUGACUGCUUUGGGCGCAGAGGUGGCUUUAAUGACCGAUAUGGUGAAGUGCCUCGAUGCUUUCACCAGUCAACAGAGCCGUUUGGUAGGUGUUGUUGAUGCCUUAGACUCCUGUGAUACCGAAAGAAUUUUGUCCGUUCUGAACGCUAUACAAACUUUACUCUCAUCACCUAAUCGCCCAUUUGUUGUUCUCAUUGCCGUUGAUCCUCACGUUAUCGCUAAAGCUGCCGAGGCGAAUAGUCGCCGCCUCUUUACCGAGGGCGGUAUUGGCGGUCAUGAUUUCCUUCGAAAUUUAAUACAUCUUCCCGUAUAUUUGCAAAAUUCUGGCUUACGUAAAGUACAAAGAGCCCAAAUGACCGCUCUGCUGUUCAAACGUAAUUACGGCGAAUUACAAGGGGAUGAUGUACCAACCUUGGGUCAUUCGGUAUCGGCAAGACGUCUAUCAAAUGCUUCGGAAAUAAUGUCAAGUCAAGAGAAGCUUAGAGGACCUAUGGGUGCAGGUGGUCGUGGGGCUGGACCCGGUAAAAAAUUACGUUUAUCCGAAUCAGUGGCCAGUUCGAUUGGUUCAAAUCUACAUCGUUUAGGACAAAAUCCACAAGGUGUUAUAGAUAUGUCAAAGAUAAUGUUGACAGACGACUACUUCAGCGAUGUUAAUCCGCGCAGUAUGAGACGGCUGAUGAAUGUCAUUUAUAUUACAGUGCGUUUAUUAAAAGCAUUCCAAAUUGAUUUUAGUUGGUAUCGUUUAAGUUCUUGGAUUAAUUUAACCGAACAAUGGCCUUUAAGAGCCAGUAUGAUUGUCUUGUAUCAUGAUCAAUUUAUGGAUCAGUUUGAUGAUAGUCUUUCCCUGCAAGCUGUAUAUGAAAAAGUACGUCCCAAGUUAGCUUGUUUGCGUGAAGCCGCUGCACUGUUAGAAUUAGAUCGUGAUGAACGUAAAUUAGAUGCCUUUCUACAAUUACAUAAAUCUGAUCUUUUAGUGGCAGAUUUACGUAUAUUUCUUCCAUUUACCAUUAAUUUAGAUCCAUAUUUAAGAAAAGUAUUAAAAGAGGAUCAACAAUCGAUUGAAGAUGAAGGUUCAGUGGUUUUACAAAAUCGCCCUAGUGUUCAGCCAACAAUACGUUUGCCACCAACACCGACUACUUAUGUGCCUUCACCUCUGGGUCCUUAUCCACCAUAUCAGCUAUUACAAAACGAAUACGCCAUGCAGGAAUUGAGACAACGUAAUUUGAGUUCUAGCACUGAACCGCCCAUGACUCCUUUACUUAGUUCACCUGUAGAUUCAUUUGGGGAUGAUAUUCUACAAACAAAACUUUCCGAUCUUACUGUGGAGGGUGUUAUAAGCUUACUAGAACGUGUUGAAGAUUUAAAACCAGCAUUAACCAAAUUAGCUCCAAUUUUAAGAGAAAAUUCUAUUAGUGGGCGUGUUUUGAAAUAUUGUGAACUGAAUGAUUUGAAACAGGUUCUCAAUUUAAGUUUUGGUCACUGGGAACUCUUCCGUUUACUCAUCAAUACUAUGCGUGAUUGUGAAAAAGUCCAGCGUAAAUUUAAACCCACACCAGCUAUAGCUGAUGUACCAGCUAAUCCCGUAGUGCCCACAACGAAAGAUCAAAUUGAUUCACAUAAUCAAUCUCAUUCGCGCAAAAAUUCUACAACAUCCCAUAUGGAAAAACAGGUAAGUCUAAUAGUAAAUAAUAAUCAGUUUUUAAACAGUCGAAUACGGUUAUAUUUUCUCUAUAUAUGUAUUUUCCAUCUUUACUUUAUUCCAACUAAAUCUAUCCACUUUUUUCCCCUCUAUAUGCGCAAUUUCAUUACAGAUCAUGAAUUACAAGGACCACCUACGGUACUUUCAUCUACUCUAAUAAAUACUAAUCUAAUGCCACCAUCAUCACCCGUACAAACACGAAGAGAUUCGAUACUUAAACAACAGGGUAGUGUUAAAACCGAAAAGAGAGUAUCGAUCAAACAUACGAACAGUAAUUCAAAAUUAUCGUCAUCAUCCAAUUUAGAAUAUGUAUCGGAAAAAUCAAAUGAUACGGCAGCAACUAGCUCAUUGGGUAAUGGUAAAAAAAGACAAGGAAAAACAACAUCGGGUCCCCGUCCUGCCUCUUUGGUUAUAACUAAAAAUGAGGGAAAUUCACAAUUUAAAUUGGUACGUUCAUCAUCGAUUGACUAUGAUGAUAUUGAAUCACAACAACAUACCGCCGCCAACAUACAAAGACCAAUAAAUCGUACAACACUGUUGGAGCAAUUGCAGGAAGAUGAAUCGGCUCCAUUGGUAUUCACCGUACACAAGUGACAUUUCAUAUCAUAUCGUUACGCGGCAUAUUUAUACGUAUAAUAAUGUAAGACAUAUUUAUAUAGACAUAUAGUUUUAAAGAUAUCGGAUAAAAAAAGGAAAGUACAUGUUGAUGAUUUCUUGGAAAUAAAAUAUAGGAAAAUGUUUAAAGGAAAAUAUUAAUCUUCUUUUAAAGAAAAUUGCCUUUUGGAAUUUAAAAAAAAUUUCUAAUUAUAACCAGGGAUGGAAAAUUUAGUACUUUUAUCAGUCUAUGGUCCAGUCUAUUAUUCAAUAUAUUAGGCUAUGGACUAGCCUAAGGAUUAUUCUAUGCAGUAUUCCAUUGACUUAUAUGUUUACAAGCUUAUAGAAUACAAUUCGAUGGACUAAGGGCGGGUUUCUUACUCCUCAGUUAAACUAGGCUUAACUUGCUGUUAGAUUAAACUCGAUACAAAUUUAGGCGGACUAUAACCAAUGAUUGUGUUUUUCAGUUUUAGAUUUAAGCUCAGUUAA